AUGUUUGUCGACCGCUGCGGAGCUCUCGGAAGCUAUACGAAGUCCCUGGUUGCUAGGCGCUACUACAUAGGUUGCAAAUCAUGCGCCAGCUCUGUGAUUGAGCUAACACUAGGACCGGGAACCUGCCAUGAUGAUUUUGUACAGCCUGAAUUGAGUAGUGAUGAUACGGGAGUGGCUUCGGAACCUUGGGUUUCUAGGAGAGAUACGAAUGCCGAUCGGAUAAUUGAGGCGCUUGAUAAACAUACAGGGGGAGACUGUCACGAUGUCAUCGCACAUCCUGGAGGCGUUUCGGCUUUCCACCCGACAAGGGUCAUGGAAGAGAAGAAAGCAAGGACAAUUACCGUGGAACCAAGGGGAGAACAGGGGGAAAGUGGACUCGCUGAGAACAAGGCUGGAAAGCCUCGACCCUGUAGGGCCAGUAUUUACGUCGUAUCUUACAUCGUAUUCGCGAUCGAGGAAAGGCCCUUGGCUCCGGAAGGGAAUAGAUACUUUCUUCGUGCCGUGUUUCGAGCAGCGUGCUUUCUUGCCCAUCCUGGCCAACAUUCCGCUGACUCAUUGGAUGCGGCUUACACCUCUAAUCCAACCAAUGAGAAUGACUCCAGCUGGUCUGACUGGCAACACAAGCUUGGUAACAAUACUAGAUGUGACGAGGAUCAUCUGGUCGCGACGGGCAGAAUGCCUGCAGUGGCUGAGAAACGGACUGAUCGAAUCUGGUAA
Aspergillus niger is the source of this 717-nucleotide messenger RNA. RefSeq lists its product as hypothetical. The record is from RefSeq and is a predicted model, not a curated record. The transcript is spliced from 5 exons. The coding region runs from base 1 to 717 and encodes 238 amino acids. NCBI's taxonomy places the organism in Eukaryota, Fungi, Ascomycota, Eurotiomycetes, Eurotiales, Aspergillaceae.